Molecule: messenger RNA, 4535 nt
Organism: Apus apus (common swift)
Lineage: Eukaryota; Metazoa; Chordata; Aves; Apodiformes; Apodidae
Gene: CLCN1
Product: chloride voltage-gated channel 1
Exons: 23
Coding region: 190-3216 (1008 amino acids)
Biological process (GO): chloride transport; transmembrane transport
Cellular component (GO): membrane
Molecular function (GO): voltage-gated chloride channel activity
Source: RefSeq, a predicted model, not a curated record
AAGGGAGAAAGUGAGAGGGACACAAGGAGAAGGAAGAGGGGCAGAGAGAGAGUGCAGGAACAGGACAAGUCAGAGUGGUCUGAGGAGAGGAAGGAAGGAAGGAGGAAGAAGUGCAGAGGCCAUGCUUUCAGCCAGAACAUGUGGUGGUUCUAGGUAAGGCCCUAAGCAGCAGCUCCAUUACAACUGAGUAUGAGGAAGAGUAGAGGCAUGGAGAGCUCAGAGACCAAGACCCAGGAGCCCAGAUCGAAGUCAGCUUUGUGGGAGGGCACACCGCAAUACGACUACGUCUGCUUUGAGAAAUGCACCCGUUACGGGAUACCUGUGGAGGCAGGACGCGAGGCCGGGGGGACAGGGGACAACCUGCACUGCCUGGAGAACUCCCUCAGCUACCCACAGCUUUAUGGCCAAUACACAGACCAGAUAUCUGACUUUGCAGAGAAGGAAGCAGCAAAAGUACUCAAUAAGAAGCGGGACCAAAAGAGCAAUGAAAGACCCCGGAAACGUGCAAGUCAAGUAGAGAUCAAAGAAGAGCACUAUUCCAAAUGUCAAGACUGUGCUAGACGCAUCCAGAAGUAUGUUACCAAGAAACUUGGAGAGGACUGGAUUUUCUUGGUUCUGUUGGGCCUGGUCAUGGCGUUGGUGAGCUGGGGAAUGGAUUAUGCCAGUGCGAAAAGCCUACAGGCCUACAAGUGGAUGUACAGAGAGCUGCACCCAAAUGUUCCUCUGCAGUAUCUGGUGUGGGUCAUAUACCCACUUCUUCUUAUUCUGUUUGCGGCCAUUUUCUGCCACCUCGUCUCUCCACAGGCUGUCGGGUCUGGCAUCCCAGAGCUCAAGACAAUUAUGAGAGGAGUGGUCCUCAAGGAAUAUCUUACUCCCAAAGCUUUUGUGGCCAAGGUUGUGGCUCUCACAGCUGGGCUUGGAAGUGGCAUGCCUGUGGGGAAAGAGGGUCCUUUUGUGCAUAUUGCCAGCAUCUGUGCUGCAGUUCUCAGCAAGUUCAUGUCAAUCUUUUGUGGUGUGUAUGAGCAGCCAUAUUAUUACACAGAUGUCCUGACCGUGGGUUGUGCUGUCGGAGUCGGCUGCUGCUUUGGGACACCACUUGGAGGGGUCCUUUUCAGCAUUGAGGUCACUUCCACUUAUUUUGCUGUGCGUAAUUAUUGGAGAGGUUUCUUUGCAGCUACCUUUAGUGCCUUCAUUUUCCGAGUCCUCGCUGUUUGGAACAAGGAUGCAGUUACCAUCACAGCCCUGUUCAGAACAAACUUUCGAAUGGAUUUCCCUUUUGACCUGCAAGAGCUGCCAGCUUUUGCUGUAAUAGGGAUAUGUUCUGGAUUCCUCGGAGCCUUUUUUGUUUAUCUCAACCGCCAAGUGGUUCUGUGCAUCCGGCGUCACACCACUCUGAGCCAGUUUCUCACCAAAUACCGCCUCAUAUACCCUGGGGUUAUAACCUUCUUUAUAGCAAGUAUGACCUUCCCUCCAGGAUUUGGGCAGUUCAUGGCAGGAGAGUUGAUGCCACGGGAAGCCAUCAGCUCUCUCUUUGAUAAUUAUACCUGGGCAAAAUACACAGGCGACCCACAGAUCCUAGGUAAAUCUGCUGCCUGGAUCCAUCCCAAAGUCAGUGUCUUCAUCAUCAUCCUGCUUUUCUUCCUUGUGAAGUUCUUGAUGGCUGUCAUUGCUACCACGAUGCCAAUCCCCUGUGGAGGCUUCAUGCCCGUUUUUGUUCUAGGUGCUGCAUUUGGGCGUCUUAUUGGGGAAAUCAUGGCAUCAAUUUUUCCCAAUGGGAUCCUCUUUGAUGACAUUGUCUAUCAAAUCUUACCUGGAGGUUAUGCUGUCAUUGGUGCAGCAGCUAUGACAGGAGCAGUGAGCCACACUGUCUCCACUGCUGUGAUCUGCUUCGAGCUGACAGGUCAGAUCUCUCACAUCCUCCCCAUGAUGGUGGCUGUCAUUCUUGCCAACAUGGUGGCCCAGAGUCUGCAGCCCAGCCUCUAUGAUAGCAUCAUCCAGGUGAAGAAGUUGCCCUACCUGCCAGACCUGGGCUGGAAUCACAUAAGCAAAUACAAUAUCUUUGUUGAGGAUAUUAUGGUCCAAGAUGUGAAAUUCGUCUCCUCCAACUGUAAAUACCGAGACUUGCAAACUCUGCUCCAAAGCACAACUGUUAAGACUUUGCCUUUGGUAGACUCACCAGAGACCAUGAUCCUUCUGGGGUCUGUAGAGCGAACUGAACUGCAGGCUCUCCUCCAGAGACAUAUAAGCCCAGAACGGCGACGGCUCCUCCACAGAGAAAUGCAGCAGAAGCUGUCUGAGGCACCCUACGAUGGGCACAGCAAGGGACCGUGGGCAACCCUGCCAAAUGUGAAGCAUGAAUCUUUUGCUUAUGUUGAUGAGGAUGAGGAUACAGAUGAGAAGGGAGAGCUGCCUCGUCCCCCAAGUCCCACUUCCAGUUAUCCAGAGGAGCCCAAUGGCCCAACAAGUCCUCUUAAACAAAUGCCUGAAACUUUGGAACCACAGCAACUCCCAGGCAAUUUCAGGAGUUUGAGGCAACUGAUCCAGCAGCUCUUGUGCCAUUACAGCCGUCCACUUGAAACAGAGAGUGCCAUCCAGGAUCCAGUGGAAGUCGAAACAAUGAGGCCAGAAGAGAUAGAUGCUUGGGAACAGGAGGAGCUGAACAAGGAUGUCUGCUUUGACAGCUGCCGCAUAGACCCUUCCCCCUUCCAACUGGUAGAGAGAACUUCUCUGCACAAGACACACACAUUGUUCUCAUUACUGGGCCUCAGCCAUGCCUAUGUAACCAGUAUGGGGAAGCUGAGGGGAGUGUUGGCAUUGGAAGAGCUCCAGAAGGCAAUAGAGGGCUCCACACGCUCUGGGGUCCGUCUCCGCCCACCCCUUGCCAGCUUCCGUGACACAAACAGGACUUCAGUUGGUGGUGAGAAGGCCACUCAGGCCACUCAGGUGUGGAGCCGGAAGGACAGCUGCAUGGUGGCAGCACAGCAAGCAGCAGACUUGGGCACAGAGAGCCCCCUACCUCCCUGCUCCUACUCCCCCCAGCCCUCCCACCUGCAUGAAGAGGGGGAAGUUCUGCCCUCCACUGACGCCACUGAUACCGAGUUGGAAGAGAUGGAGCUGACAGGGCCAGUUGCUGAAAACAUCUCGGACAUCCUCAAGGACAUAAGCCUACGUUCCACUGACCUGGAUGAAGAUGAAGAUGAGGAUGUCCCCUUAUAGCUGAUGUAGUCUGCCACACUCUUCAGUUGAGCCAGUCCUCGUGUUUGCUCCUUAAAGAGAAGCUUUUGGAUGUUCUUUGCAAUCCCCACAGAGGACUGAUUAAGCUGGGAGAAGGGGCAUUGGAAUGACCCUUUCUUUGCUAUGUUCUGUGCAAAAUGUUAGGCUGCUGGACUACAUGGAUGGGUGCAGGAGUUAGAUGCAGACUGCGAGGUGGCUAAUGGCAGGCUCAGAAUGUUUAGGCUUCUAACACGUCUACUUAACGCAGCAGAAAGGGUUGUAAAUGAACAUGGAUACUGCUGGACACAGCCAGGAUGCUCUUGUCAGUCUGCCAGGUGGAAAGUGGAGGAGGGGCAGUUCUUCUCAUUCUCUCUUGGUGGCAUCCUUCCAGUCACACCUGGCAUGCAUGUGCCAGUGUAAACACAACCAGAUCGCCAGCCGAGAAGCAUAUUUCUGCUUCUGACUGCAAUCCUGUCCAUGUUGCUGCAGUUCCUUUUCACUGGCUCUUAUCUUGCUUCCCUCCCAGACAUUCCCAUGUAGAACAUUUCUCCUCUUUCUCAAUUUUUACUCUGGGAUUUUCGUGUGGGGAUGCAGUUAGGAGCUUCUAUUCUGUUCUUUAGCUGAGUCAUGUCCUAAAAACAGAUGGGAGGAAAAUAUCUGGUCUAUGUCUCAUAUAUUGAAUUCAGCCAGGGCUCUAAGAAAAGGACUGGAAGGGAGGAAAGCCUCUUUUAUUUCCUAUCAAUAGAAUAUAGUGGGAAAAUGAAAUAGAAUGGGAAAAUCUUAAGUGGGGGCAUCCUCAUUGUUAGAGGAAGGAGUAAACCACCAUGUAUGCACCUACAUUUCACAUACCCAUGUUUGUCUCUCUGAAUCACUAUUCAGAAUUUUUACAGAGUUAUAGUCUUAAAAUGUAAGAAUUCACUAAAAAACAAUAUAAAAUUAUUGUUAGCAGGCUGCCAAGAAACACAGCAGAGGGAAGCCGUUUUCUACACUUUGAAAACAUGCUUCUCUAUGAAAACUCCUGCUCUCUUUCCUGGUAAUUCUAACCUGCCUACUUUCUACAUAUUUCUGCAUACCUCAAAUCUGAGAAUUCCAGCUCUCACUUUUGCCAGCUUGUGUCUGUUGUGACUAAGAGCAGAGACCUAAACUCUUGUCAGAGCAUCCCUCUCUAUUCCAGUUCUAAACCUGAUCUUGACCUUAUCUUGCAAAACAAUGUCUUGUCGGUUUGUGUCAUGCAUGCAAAACCUCAGCAUCCAAAGGUAAGAUGCUGCUUUGUUCAACUCACUGUCCUUUUGAGGUUUUCUCAGUAAAUAGUCAAAAUCAAA